AUGAUCGGAGGAGAAAGUACAAUUAAUGACAAGUGGGUUAGGGACGAGAACAUCACCAUGAUGCAGUGGGCUCAGAACUAUAGCGCAGCAGCGUUCCAAGUUGAGCAUCGCUUCUAUGGCCCCAAGGAAAAUACACCGUUUGGCAAACAGGACACCGAAUCACUGAAGUUCCUCACAAUCGAUCAAGCACUCGAAGACAUCAAAGAAUUCAUCAGUCAAAUGAAUGCGAUGUAUUUUAAGGAUACGAACACAAAAUGGGUGACUUUUGGUGGUUCUUAUCCAGGUUGGUUCUUUUAG
Molecule: messenger RNA, 297 nt
Organism: Cooperia oncophora
Lineage: Eukaryota; Metazoa; Nematoda; Chromadorea; Rhabditida; Trichostrongylidae
Source: the annotation of a GenBank genome assembly